CCUAUUGGAAAUGAAAGUUAGAGAUUGGGGGGUUGGUAUGUGUGUAUUUACUCUGCAGAAUGUUGGUACUAUCUGCCCCAUUAUUAUAGCAAAAAGGUGACAAGAAAACUAGACUAGAGACUGAGAGUUCAUUUAAGGGAGGGUUUGGGCUUAAUGUUUUUUGUGGCAAAGCAGACAGCACUAAUUUAUUUCUUAGAAUAUCCACGAUGGCAGUGGAGUGGCCUUAUGGGAUUUGAAGGCUUUCAUUCUGUCUCCCUGUUCUACUUGGAUUGGAUUGGUCAGAGACAAGGACAUCCCAACUCUGUGAACUUCAGCUUGGGCAUAAGUUUCAGAUUGGCUUCCUAAAGUUAAAGAGAAAAUGCUGCUAUCGGUGACUUCCAGGCCUGGGAUUUCGACUUUUGGCUAUAACAAGAACAACAAGAAGGAGCCAAACAAAACUACAUGUCAUCCAAAGAUACGAAGCUAACAGAUGGAUGCUCCAGUAGCAUCCCUUCCUUAAGAGAACCUGGAGUACUGACAGCCAUACGUGUCAUUGUCUCAGCAGAUGGCACCACCCAGUCCAAGCAGCAGUACCCCUAACAGCAGCAGUGGGAGCAGUGGGAAUGACCAGCUGAGCAAAACCAACCUCUACAUCCGGGGACUGCAGCCAGGCACCACUGACCAGGACCUAGUCAAGUUGUGCCAGUCAUACGGCAAGAUUGUCUCCACGAAGGCCAUCCUGGACAAGACCACAAACAAAUGCAAAGGCUACGGCUUCGUGGACUUUGACAGUCCUUCAGCAGCACAGAAAGCUGUAACAGCACUGAAAGCCAGUGGUGUGCAGGCACAGAUGGCAAAGCAACAAGAGCAGGACCCCACAAAUUUAUACAUAUCAAACCUCCCACUGUCAAUGGAUGAGCAAGAACUGGAGGGGAUGCUGAAGCCCUUUGGCCAGGUUAUCUCCACUCGAAUCCUCCGAGACACCAGUGGGACCAGCAGAGGCGUUGGCUUUGCGAGGAUGGAGUCCACAGAGAAGUGUGAAGCCAUCAUCACCCACUUUAAUGGAAAAUAUAUUAAGACACCCCCUGGAGUCCCAGCCCCAUCUGAUCCCUUGCUUUGCAAAUUUGCUGAUGGUGGUCCAAAGAAACGACAGAAUCAAGGAAAAUUUGUGCAAAAUGGACGGGCCUGGCCAAGGAAUGGAGACAUGGGCGGUAUGGCCUUGACCUAUGACCCCACCACAGCUCUUCAGAAUGGGUUCUACCCUGCUCCUUACAACAUCACCCCCAACAGGAUGCUUGCUCAGUCUGCACUGCCCCCAUAUCUUGCAUCUCCUGCGUCUUCAUAUCAGAGAGUAACUCAGACAUCUCCUCUACAAGUACCUAACCCGUCUUGGAUGCAUCACCAGUCAUACCUCAUGCAGCCUUCAGGUUCAGUUCUGACACCGGGAAUGGACCAUCCAAUUCCUCUCCAGCCUGCCUCCAUGAUGGGGCCUCUCACCCAGCAGCUGGGCCACCUCUCCCUCAGCAGCACGGGCGCGUACAUGCCAGCAGCCGCGGCGAUGCAAGGAGCGUACAUCUCCCAGUACACCCCUGUGCCUUCUUCCAGUGUUUCAGUUGAGGAGAGCGGCGGCCAGCAAAAUCAGGUGACGGUGGAAGCCUCCUCAGACCACGGGGUCUAUUCUUUCCAGUUCAACAAGUAACAGCGGAUUUCCCUCCCUGUCUUUGUUGAUUACAAGGGAAUUCUUGGAGAUGCAGAUUCUCAGGACGGCAGAGGGCUACCCAGGAUUGCAGCCCCGUGUGGGCCCUGCUGAAGACUAACGUUCGGCCGUCAUUUGUCGCAGGCCUGGGCCUGGAGAAAGAAAUCUCUGCACUUCUACCCUCUGCUCUUCCUCCUGUCCUGACGGAGACUGGGAGAAAGGUCACUUUUUGUGUGUGCAACAGUCAAGGAGAUCAAAAACUUUUUCUCUUUUGUGAAGAAAGUUUUAUGUUUUGUUUUAAACUGCAGUAUUCUCUUUCCCUACUCCAAAGAGACAUGGUGCCUGGAGCUUCUUCUCAUCUUUAUGAAAAACAAUUUUGAUGUGUUGGACUUACUUGGGAAGGCUUUUUAAAAAAAAUUCUUUUCUUAAAAGGAAAAAGAAAGGUGUGGUGCUAGAACAUUGAUGAAGGAGUCUUACUGUGGGCCCUUCUUACCGAGUUUAGUUAUGGACUAUUUUGGGUGUGUGUGUAAGAAAAUAUGCAGACUUAAAGUUUUGUUUUAUAAAGCUCUUAGAUUACACAUCCCAUCUCUCCUUCACACACAUUUUAUGCCUUCUUUCUCUCAUCUGAAUUGUUUUUUUCUCUUUUCCAUGUAACAGAGCCUGCCUACUUUGCCUCUUUACAGUUUUUAAUUUUGUUUGUUUAAAUUUCCCUUUUGAAUGAAAUUUCAUAUGGGAUUUGGGGGCAGGGGGCUAGGCAAGGAACAAGGUGGAUCACUAAGCAGGCAGUGGAAGUGGCUUUUCCUCCCUCUGCCCUGCCACAUCCUGAGAGGAAAGACUAGACUUUGCCUUCAGGAAGCAGAAGUGCGAGCUAGGCUCACUGUGGAGACAGUUCCACAGCCGUUGGAAGUCAUCCUUGAUCUAAAUUUGGAUAAAGACUAGGUUUUCCCUGGCAAGUUCCAGAGGGAUGGACCUACUGACUUCUUACUAAUUCUUCUCACUGCCGAGGCCAACACCUUCUGAGGGAGUGUGUUCUCUGGGAACAGCUUUUUUGGAAUAUCUGCUUUUCUGCUUCCUGGAGCAUCUUCUUUUCUGCCCUGGGUCUCAGGGCCUCUCUCUUCCCUAUUGCACAUCCUGUGCUCAGAGCCCUCGCAUUUGUGACCUUGCUGAAUCCAUGCAGGUUCCUUCUCCACCGUCGAUGAUCAGCUGCUUCACCUCAAGAUCAGUGGUUCUCAAGGAGUCGGUUUUGUCCCCUAGAAGCCAUUUAGCAGUCUCUGGAGACUUUUUUGAUUGUCAUGCCUGGGAGUGGGGACUGUGUGCUACUGGCAUCUUGUGGCGAGAGACCACGGACGCUCCUGAGCACCCUCCAGGGCACAUUACAGCCCCAGCUGCCCCAACAAAGAAUGAUCUGGCUUGAGAUGUCAGCUGGUGCCAAGGCUGAGAAACUCUGAUGUAGACGAUAUUGUCCCUGCCUCCUGUACCAGAGGACUUGGUAAGUUCCCACCCCAGCCCUGACACACAGUGCCUUUUGAUGCUCAUCCAGCUAGUUGAGAGGGACAGAACUGAGGCCCUUGAAUUGUCCCCAGCCUUUGAUCUUUGGCAUCUCUGCAUACAGCAAAGUUGUCCUUGAAAGGCUUAUGCCACCGUGCACAUGCCAUAAGCACACAGGUGGGGACUGUUCUGUGUGUGUGCUGUGUAGCUGGGAAAGGACAAAGCUGGCCGGAACUGUCCAGAGCAACCUGCCCGGCCCUGGUGUCUUUGGGUCCCUUUUCCGGGGAACUAGGAUAUCAAAAAUAAUUUUCCUUCUUGUAGAAGGACAACAGGGAGCUAGAACAGAAAAGGGCAGCAAAUCCCAUAUCACUAUUACAAGGUCAGGAGUCCUUCAAAAAGGGCUAUAUUUUGCUCUUCAACUCCAUCUCCUUCUGCAAGCCCUGCAUCUGUGCACAUGGAGACAGACAGGAGGAUGCCUUUGUCCACCUUCUAGGAAGUAAGAUCCUGCACCUGUCUCUUUCCAAUCACUCCCUUCUGCACUGAAAGGAGAGUCCUGCUCACUUCAAGGUCGGUGCCUUUUCUCCGGUCAGUCAGAAAGCCCAGUGAUGGCGAAUGGAGAAACAGGUGUUCAUUAAGCUGACUCUGGGGGAGGAAUGAGAUGGUACUGAGGGGCACGAAGCUGCAGUGUCAGUUGUUGUGCAGAGAGCUUGGGCCCAGCUUCCCCUCCCCUCCACCCACCCCAGGGGUGAGAGUGCCAGCGCUUCCGACCCCUAGAAUGUCCUUUUGUGUAUCCCUGGAGGUAAGGGAGUGGGGGGAAGUGCAUGGGAUACAAAGUGCAACGGACAGAAGUGCCACUAUUGGUUUUCUCAUGGGUGCUUCCGGCCUCAGGAAGGGUUUAUCUAAUGGAAAACAGCCCUAGCCCAGUAAUCCUCUGGACGGAUUUGGCUGGGCACGUAGUUCUUGUUGCUGAGUCUCUAGCCCUUAGUCAAAGACAGCACACCAUAGAUUUCUUGUCAGUGGCCUCAAAGAAAAAGAGAAAAAUCAAGAAUCCUGUUCAUUUAAUUAACAGUAAUUUGGGAGAGCCUGGUUUUGCUAGUUUAGUGAAAUGAGGGCCUUUCACAUGUAUAAGCUGUUGAUUUCACUGCCGCCCCUCCUCUGCCUCCCAGAACUCCUGGUUCUGUCUACUUUCUUUGUAUUUAAAUGUCUAAAUGGCUGUGAUUUUGCUUUGUUUUGUUUUAAAAUUCUGUAGUUCCCUUUUGUGGGUUCUCCUGUGUGAAUCCACUUAAUAGAUUCUGCUAGUGCUUCUGUUUUGGGCAGGUUGGGGCAGGGCGAGUGAUGGAGAGCCUGACGUUGUUUCUGUAGUAGCUAACGGCACUGUGGGAUUUUUUUUAUGGUGCUCUUGGGUUACACUCAUGAUAUUUUUCCCCUAACUGUUCAUUUCUGACAGUUCAUAGCAUGGGUGAGUGGUUGGAGAAAGGGGAGAGGAGUGAGGGACAGUUUGGUGACAGUGGUGGCAGGGGAACUGUAGGGGGAGCUCUCAAGCUCACGGCCUAGGGCUGGGCUUUUAAUUUUUUAAUUUAUAUUUUUAAACACCUUUAUUGUGGUAUGGUUCCUGCACCAUAAGCUAUACAUAUUUCAAAUGAACAGUUUGAUGAAUUUUGAUUUACCAAUGAAACCACUACCACGAUCAAGAUAGCUAACACUUCCAUCACUCCCCAGGAGGUGCAAUUUUCCAAUUCCCGGUUCAUCCCUUCCCACCGCCUUUAAGGGCUGGCCUCUUUGAACACUAUACCUCGUGCUUUCUGAGUCCUGUCUUCACGGAGCCCAGGUCGUACUGUCUCCGCACUUCACAUUUCACUCCCACUCGUUACAGAUGCUCAUGCGUUCUUAAAAUAUUUGAGUACUUUGUAUUUUUCUGUUUCCAGUCAACUAGAACAUACCAGAAUCCCUUUCUCAGGUGAGAUAAGCCUUUACCAGCUCAGAGCCUGCCCGUCCCAUCUCAUGCCGGUGGUGUUAACUGCUCCUGUCUCACUCUGAGAUGAUACUCAGCCCGAGGCUGAUUAGUUUUUUGGAGGGUGUGGGUCAAGGUUAGGGAAGAUGUGGGAAUGAAGAUGGGGAGAGGUUUUAUUUUUAAAGAGUGUUUUUAACCAAAGAAUUUGAAAAGCUGCCCAGACUAGGAAGCCUGGUGGCUCUGAGGUAAUAAAUAGCCCUUGUCAGUAGAGACGGGAGUGGUAGGGGGCAUCGCUUGCGCUUGAGUAAGGACUCGACUUUGCUGCUCCACCAACCAUGCCUGGGUCGGGCCACCUCAGCCCAGUUCCGUUCCUCUUCCUUUCCUAACUUACUGAUCCGUGAGCUCAUUCAGCCCCUGGGUGCCUGCAGUGCUCAUUCUCUGCUGCUUCAGUGUCAAACCUUUGGGGCCCUACAUGUGGGUUGUUACGUUGCUCCACAAAGACACUGAGAGGCCUUGCUGCAAUGGAAUGUUGCAGGAAUCCCAACAGUAGAAUCCAUUCUUCUAGGAAAAAGAAUCAUUGCUGCUCUCUUGUGCACGUGCCCCACCUCCUGGGAGAGCAGCAGCAUUGCACACGAGGCGCUCUCCUGACUUUCCUGGCCAAGGGCAAUAAACUUGGGUGGGUGAUCAGGUCUGAACUUGUCCCCAGGCGCUACUAGACCAGCUUCAGAGAAGGGUGGGCAUUGUGGAAGCUCAUCUGUAAGGGCUAGAUCUGAAAUCUUGUGCCUUAUCAGACUGAUUCUUCCUGAUUCCCUCUUAAACCAACUACUCCAUCUCUGUGCUACCUGCAUUUUAGAUCAUGUUUACUCAGCUUUCACCCCUUCCUUUUGUAGGAGGGUCCUCCUUCAGCAGCCGAGACUGGCCAGUGAGCUCUGUCACCCUAGUCAUCUUUGCUGAAUUCUCUUCACCGGCCGCCUCCCUGGGGGUGGUCCCUGCGGCUGCAGUCUUGAGAAGGCUAGGUCCCCCUCCCGCUUACGGCGGCUCCUUCUCCCCGGCAUAUCCGCUUGUUUUGAAUAAGCCGUCGUUCUCCAGGCGUAUCCCAGAACUUCCUUGUCCUUGUUACAUAUCUACCUCAGUUUCCCAGUUCAGCAAGGGCACAAGCACCUGGUUUACGUCUUUCCUUCCUUCCCGGCAUGAGGUCUAAGAAGCUGGGAACUAGAAAGGGGCUCAUGAUUAAAUACAAAACUCUUGGUUAUUUGUUUCUGAAUGUCUUGAGAUUUUUUUUUACCUCAUAAUCACUAGAAUAGUGUGAACUCUUCAGUUAAGUCUUGCUGUGACAGGCCAGGAGGCAGGCUAGGUCAUGACUGCUUAGAAUACUAACGAAUGCUUGGGAGCCACCCCAGGACAACCAGCACCAGGGCAGAGCUCAGAACCUGAGGACGAGAGCUGGCCGUGGCUGCCCUGCGGCUGAGCAGGCAAGCAUGCGCCCAGCGGGAGUUCGGGGUUUGUACAGGGCUGGAAACAGAGAUGUUCCUUCUCCACCUUAUUCCAGUUAGUUUAGAGGGUUCACCAAAGCAGAAUUUCCAGCCUGGAGGGUGAUAAGCUUUCCCACCCUGAGUAAAGAAAGUUCUUGCCCCAUUAUUGGUGUCCACAUCCUCCAACACAUCUUUUUUUGGGUGGUUAGUGCUCUCUUGCAUGCACUUACCACUUUAGACAGGAAAUAAGCUUAAUUUAUACUCAAACACGUUUUGUACAUUUCUCUUCAUCCAGAGGUUUCUGUAGUAGCAUACUCUGGCCAUGUCUGUGCCAGUGCCACCCAUUCUUCUUUUUCUGACCCUUGGUAUUCUCAUGUUCCUUCUCUACAAUUUGGUAAAGCUUUAUUUUGUCUUAUUUCAACUUUUGUUUUGAAAUAAAACACAAAAUUCUA
Molecule: messenger RNA, 7038 nt
Organism: Vicugna pacos (alpaca)
Lineage: Eukaryota; Metazoa; Chordata; Mammalia; Artiodactyla; Camelidae
Source: RefSeq, a predicted model, not a curated record